This is a messenger RNA of Carcharodon carcharias (great white shark), 5463 nucleotides long. It is a transcript of the gene sema5a, whose product is annotated as sema domain, seven thrombospondin repeats (type 1 and type 1-like), transmembrane domain (TM) and short cytoplasmic domain, (semaphorin) 5A. The record is from RefSeq and is a predicted model, not a curated record. The coding region runs from base 223 to 3483 and encodes 1086 amino acids. Lineage: Eukaryota; Metazoa; Chordata; Chondrichthyes; Lamniformes; Lamnidae. Gene Ontology annotation, molecular function: chemorepellent activity; semaphorin receptor binding. The transcript has 22 exons. Gene Ontology annotation, biological process: negative regulation of axon extension involved in axon guidance; positive regulation of cell migration; axon guidance.
UGGGAUGAGAGAAGGGGAGUGAAGCAGUGAGGCACAGAGAGGAGCAUAGGCAUUGAAUGCAGUGAUUGCAACUACUCCGAACUCUUCAGCAAGUUUUACCUCCCGGCGGAUUUUGUUUGCGUUGUAGACUAAUAACUAGAUGCGUUUGGAAAGUUGGAGUAUUUACUUGGUCUUUUCAGAUGCACAGAGUAAAAGCGUAAAGCCAGCUGGGAAGUAAUUGCUAUGCGUCCCAUGGCUCCAAUAAAGACCAAUUGGUUUUGGACAUUUUUAGUUGGUGUUCAGGGAUUUUUUGUGGUGGUCGGAGGAGACGGAAGCAGUGGGUCAUCUGUUUCAUUGGAACACCUACAGUGUCAUCAAGCAGAACAUCCUAUUGCAACUCAUCGAGACAUUGCACCAUGGCUGCACAAGUUUAAAGCUGCAGAUGUAACGGACUAUUCGCAACUGACCUUUGAUCCCAGCCAUAAAGAGCUCAUCGUUGGAGCAAAGAACUACCUCUUCAGGCUAAAACUGGAGGAUCUGACAUUAAUCCAGGGAGUAGAAUGGCGCUCAGAUGAAAUGACAAAAAAAAGCUGUUUCAGUAAAGGAAAAACUGAGGAGCAAUGUCAGAAUUAUAUCCGAGUCCUCCUUAUCAACAGCAAUAGGAUCUUCACCUGCGGGACAAAUGCAUUUACUCCCGUGUGCACUAAUCGGACGCUAACCAACUUGACAGAAAUCCAUGAUCGCAUCAAUGGCAUGGCUCGCUGUCCAUACAACCCACAACACAAUUCCACUGCUCUACUUACAUCUACUGGAGAGCUCUAUGCUGCCACAGCCAUGGAUUUUCCAGGAAGAGACCCUGCCAUCUAUCGCAGCCUAGGGGGGCUUCCCCCUCUCCGCACUGCUCAAUACAACUCAAAAUGGCUAAAUGAGCCAAAUUUUGUGUCAUCCUAUGACAUUGGAAAUUUCACCUAUUUCUUCUUCCGGGAGAAUGCAGUAGAACAUGACUGUGGAAAAACUAUUUUCUCCAGAGUGGCCAGAGUGUGUAAAAAUGACAUUGGAGGGAGGUUUCUCCUGGAGGAUACAUGGACAACCUUCAUGAAAGCCAGAUUAAAUUGCUCUCGACCUGGUGAAAUUCCUUUUUAUUACAAUGAGCUGCUAAGCACGUUCUUCUUACCUGAGCAAGACAUGCUGUAUGGAAUCUUUACCACUAACGUGAAUAGUAUAGCAGCUUCGGCUGUCUGCAUGUUUAAUCUGAGCGCCAUUACUCAAGUUUUUGCUGGGCCAUUCAAAUUCCAGGAGAAUUCCCGUUCAGCAUGGUUGCCUUUUUCCAAUCCUAGUCCUAAUUUUCAGUGUGGUACCAUCGAUUAUGGUCCUUAUAUGAAUCUCACAGAAAGGAACCUCCAGGACGCUCAGAGGUUUAUUCUUAUGCAUGAAGUGGUGCAGCCCAUCUUUCCAGUCCCUUUCUUCAUGGAAGACAACAGUCGGUUUUCUCACAUUGUGGUGGAUGUUGUGCAGGGAAAGGACAUGCUCUUCCAUGUUAUGUACUUGGCCACAGACUAUGGAACUAUUAAGAAAGUUCUUGCCCCUGUGAAUCAAAGUGGGAGCGGCUGUUUGUUGGAGGAAAUUGAACUUUUUCCAAUUGAUCAGCGAGAGCCUAUAAGGAACCUCCAGAUCCUACACAGUCAUAGUGUUCUGUUUGUUGGUCUAAGGGAGCAUGUGAUAAGACUCCCCCUGAAACGCUGCACCUUUUACAGAAGUAGGAGUUCAUGCGUAGGAGCUCAAGACCCUUACUGUGGUUGGGACUUGGUCUUAAAGAAAUGUACGACAUUAGAAGAGAGCAUGAGUAUGACCCAGUGGGAGCAAGAAAUCAGUUUGUGUCCAACACGAAACAUGACCACGGAUGGUAAUUUUGGAUCCUGGUCGCCAUGGAAACCCUGCAGUCAUACUGAUGGUAAUGCCAUUGGUUUAUGCACCUGUAGAAUCCGCCUGUGUGAUAGUCCAGCUCCACAAUGUGGAGGUCGACAGUGUGAGGGUCGCAGCAUGGAGGUCGCAAACUGUUCCAGGAAUGGUGGCUGGACUCCUUGGACACUGUGGUCUCCCUGCAGUACAAGUUGUGGAAUAGGAUUUCAGGUCCGACAGCGAUCUUGUAGCAACCCAACUCCUCGGCACGGGGGUCGUGUCUGUGUGGGACAGAAUCGCGAAGAGCGGUAUUGCAAUGAGCAUCUUCAAUGCCCUCCACACACAUUCUGGACUCCUUGGGCCACAUGGGAACGCUGCACUGUACAGUGUGGGGGAGGGGUCCAAGCCCGGAGGAGAACAUGUCAGAAUGGGAAUGACUGUCCAGGCUGCAAGAUGGAAUAUCAAACUUGUAAUACCAACCUGUGCCCUGAAUUAAAGAAGACCACCCCUUGGACCCCUUGGACACCUGUUAAUAUCUCAGACAAUGGAGGUCACUAUGAGCAGAGAUUUAGGUACACGUGUAAGGCACGCCUGGCUGACCCAAACUUCCUGGAUGUCGGCCGUCAAAGGAUAGAGAUGCGUUACUGUUCUAGUGAUGGAUCAACUGGCUGUUCUGCAGGUGGGUUUUCUGGAAAUAUCUUACGAUAUGGAAGAUUUUCUGCUUACACAGUCAACGGUGCUUGGUCUGCCUGGCUGCCAUGGACACAGUGUAGCAGAGACUGCAGCCGGGGAAUUCGAAGCCGUAGACGAAUGUGCAAUAAUCCUGAGCCAAGGAAUGGAGGGCUUCCCUGUCUAGGGCAAUCACUGGAAUAUCAGGAGUGCAAUAUCUUGCCUUGUCCAGUGGAUGGUGGUUGGUCCUGUUGGUCUUCCUGGUCGAAGUGUUCCGUCACCUGCGGAGGUGGACAUUACAUGAGGACACGUUCCUGCAGUAAUCCUCCACCUGCAUAUGGUGGAGACAUCUGUCUGGGUCUCCAUACUGAAGAAGCAUUGUGCAACACACAGCCCUGUCCAGAUAGUUGGUCAGAGUGGUCUGGCUGGUCAGAGUGUGAGGUCUCAGGUUCACAACAUCGUAUUCGCCAGUGUAAAAUCUUAUUUCCUGUUGGUUACCAGUGCUCUGAGAACAGCAGUGAGAGCCGAACCUGUAUCUACAACUCCAAUUUCAUUCCUGAAGUGAAGAUUGCCAAGUCCAGCUCGGGAGAGAGAAGAUGUGAUGAAUUCAACACGUUCCACAUGAUUGCAGUGGGAUUGAGCUGCUCUAUCUUAGGUUGUCUUUUAACAUUACUUGUAUAUACCUACUGCCAGCGAUACCAACGGCAGUCACAUGAUGCCACUGUCAUCCAUCCAAUUUCUGCAGUUCCCCUCAAUACUAGCAUCACAAACCAUGUCAAUAAACUCGAUAAAUAUGAUUCGGUGGAAGCCAUUAAGGCCUUCAACAAAAACAACUUGAUCCUUGAGGAACGAAAUAAAUACUUCAACCCACACCUUCAUGCAAAGUCGUUUUCCAACACUUAUUUCACAGACCUAAAUAUGUAUGAUGACUAUUAGAAUGGCCAAUUGCUAAAUACAGACUGGUCUACUGACUAAAGGUCCCUCUUCUCAGCCUGGAUUGGAGAUGAGGCCUGCACUAAUUUCUACCAACUUCCGUUCCUGUCUUUUUCCCGUCUAAAAUAUAAACAUUAAUGAAUACACUUGAAAUGAUUAAACACAGAAAUGGAAUUUCAGCCAAGUUGGAAUUCAGUUGUUCUGUUCUGCUAUGGUGGAACUGAGGACUAUUUACCUUCUCUUAAAGAAGUCUAUCUUACAGUGAGUAAAGAAAAGCGAAGCAGUGCCUGUGAAUAGGAGAUUGCUGUUUAAUGAAUUUUGUGUGUUUGUGUCUUCACCAGUCCUAUUUGGUGAUGCGAUAGAGCAGUGCUGGAAAGUGAAGCUCAGAGCUCAGAAGUAAUUGGUGCAGAAUUGGGAAGCACACUGUAUUGAUUGGAACAAGUGGCUGAAUGAAAUUCUGUGGUGCCCCCAUGAGAUUGUUGCACUUUCUGUUGUGUGAAGUCAGGAAUGUUCAGCUGUAAUGACUGUUGCCCACUUCAUGCCAUUCCAAAGACCCUGCCAGCUGCAACUUGUAGAUCAGCAUAUCUGUUUUACAUUUUUCCAAGCUAGUUAAAAAGUGGACCUGUGUUGUGUUUCAUUUUACAUAAUCUCUAUUGUCUGUUUGUGUCAUUAUUGACCAGUUUAAAUUUUGUGUUUGAGAACACAGACAAUCAUUAAAUAUUUUCAGUAGAAACUAACAAAACUGUAAAUAACUGACUGAACAUAUGUAUAGUGCAGAUGGUUAACUAGGUAUAUUUGGCUCACUAGGGAAGUCAAUGCACCCCGCCCCCCAUCAACAGCAUUAAAAAUUGCAAUGUUGAAAAAGUGUUUUUUGUACAGAGCCCAUCUGCUGUGAAUACCUGCAGCUUCUGCUGUGAAUACUUGCAGCUUCUGCUGUAUUUAGGCUAUUAAUUUAUCCUAUUCUUGCUUUGUAUGCAGAGUUCCUUUGUUAAUUGUAGAUUCAAAUGGUUUCUCACAACCAGUGUCUUCUGCAUGUGAUAUAUUGCAAUGCUGUAGUUGCAAAGUCAUUUUCUGUCUGAUUGUUGAGUUUUAUAAGGCUUCUGUCAGCUUUGUGGGUUUUAUGCUGUUGGAUUAUAUUCAGUAUUAUGCCAAAUUUCUAACAUGAGCAAAUAUUUGAUUCAGUUCAUUUAACAAAUGAGAUAUUUGUUUUUAAAAACCUCAUAAUAUAUCAGUACCCACCACAUAGGAUACUUGACCAUUUGUGAAUGUAAUAAUAGCAAAAGAGGAAGUUUAAUUUCUUCUAUUAACACACUGGUUAAAGCAUUCACAUCAGAUCCUCUGAGCACUAUUUUAGUGCAAUGUGUAAUCUGUUUAUUUUAACCAGGCUAAUAAAUGUUUUUAAAUAUUUCGUACAGGAAUUUUAUAUGAAAGCAUUAGGCAGCAUGCUACCAGAUAUCAAACCCCACGGUAUUUGUCAUAAAUUGAAAGGGCAAAUGUCAGCUUCGCAUUGUACAGAUUAGAUCAGCAUUUGAAACAGUCUGGUAUUUAUUUUUCCCACUGCAACAGAAACAAAUAUAAUUUUUGCAGCAUUUGUAAGAAGGAAAAUACUGAUGCAAAAGGGGAUCAAAUGCAUUAUUUUAGUAUAAGCCCAAACAAUACCUUUCUCCCCCCUCCUUAAGCAACAAUCUACUAAUAAAAGUGCAUUCUAAGGUUUUUUAAGAAGUCGCAUACUAGAAUAUUAACCUAUCUUUUUCUUCCAUAUGCUGAUUGAGCAGCAUGUGCAUUUCCAACAUUUAUAGUUUUUCUUUUUAUCUGUCCUUGAAUACUUGAAGACGUAGCUGAUUGAAGUGUAUUUGAAAGAAAGUGUUCUGCAUAGGCUAUAGCUUUCUGCUGCAUUGAAUGCAGCCUCAGUUAUUUAUUUUAACCUUUUUAUGUUGGUGUGGUUCAUGCAGUGACAUUAAACAGUGUAUUGUAAAGUUGAAA